Messenger RNA from Hemicordylus capensis (graceful crag lizard), 3675 nucleotides. RefSeq names its product sphingosine-1-phosphate receptor 1 (gene S1PR1). Gene Ontology annotation, cellular component: membrane. Gene Ontology annotation, molecular function: sphingosine-1-phosphate receptor activity. NCBI's taxonomy places the organism in Eukaryota, Metazoa, Chordata, Lepidosauria, Squamata, Cordylidae. The coding region runs from base 599 to 1738 and encodes 379 amino acids. The transcript has 2 exons. Gene Ontology annotation, biological process: angiogenesis; sphingosine-1-phosphate receptor signaling pathway. The record is from RefSeq and is a predicted model, not a curated record.
UUGGUCUGCGGCCGAGCGGCGGCGGCGGAGGAAACAGGUGUUAACCCCUCCGCAGCUGCCACGCCCGGGCAAAAGCUGCCGUCUCGCCCAGGAAUGAAGGGGAGUGACACCACGGGCACGCACGGUUGCGCCCGACAAGUGUCGCGUCUCCUGGCUGCCAGCAGCUCCCGUAGGGGGUUUCUUUUCCACCCAGGCAUGCGCCCCUUGCCCUUGUGGUCGUCAGGGCGGCGGCUGCAGCUCCUCAAGAGUUAAACGGAGCACCGUCUUCCAAGUGGGCUCUGCUGAGAGGGGGAAACAGAGAGCCUCCGGCGGGGAGGAGGCCACUUUGCUCCCUCUUAAAGGAGCUACGGGGGCUGCCGCCUGGCUUUGUUUUGCAAGUGGCCGGGCGCGAUGGGACGCGCGGAGAAUGCAGCCCGCCCCGGAGAGUUCGCCGCCCGCGUCCUGCCUGAGCGAGGAAUGUGGUUUCUGAGGCUACCCAGAAGGCACUAGACGUUGGAGCCACAGACGUUUGGAUACUGCAAGCAGGGCAGCUGGUGACAUUCUUGCUCUACAUCACCUCUUGGCAGCUCUUCGAAGACCUGCAAUCCAGGCUGAAACCAUGGGCUCUACCAACAGCCCGCACAAGAAGGUCUUUAAUGACAUGGUCAGUGACUACGGCAACUAUGAUGUAAUUGUCAAGCAUUACAACUACACGGGGAAGCUAAAUGACAAAGACACUGGGAUCAAAGCCUCUUCAGUAGUCUUCAUCAUCAUUUGCUGCUUCAUCAUCCUAGAGAACAUAUUUGUCCUGCUAACCAUCUGGAAAACAAAGAAGUUCCACAGACCCAUGUACUAUUUCAUUGGGAACCUGGCUCUCUCGGAUUUGCUUGCUGGGGUGGCUUACAUUGCCAACAUCUUGUUGUCUGGCCACAAGACCUACACCCUCACCCCUGUUCAGUGGUUUCUCCGGGAAGGGAGCAUGUUUGUGGCAUUGUCUGCUUCGGUGUUCAGCCUCUUGGCCAUUGCCAUUGAGAGAUAUAUCACUAUGCUGAAGAUGAAACUCCACAAUGGCAGCAACAGUUUUCGUUCUUUUCUGCUGAUUAGUGCCUGCUGGGUCAUCUCUGUGAUGUUGGGGGGUCUCCCUAUUAUGGGGUGGAACUGCAUAAAUAUCCUGGAGAAUUGUUCCACUGUGUUGCCCCUCUACCAUAAGCAUUAUAUCCUGUUCUGCACCACAGUGUUUACUGGCCUCUUGUUGGCCAUAGUGGCCCUCUACUGCAGAAUCUACAUCUUGGUAAGGACAAGGAGCCGAAGGCUGACCUUUCGGAAGAAUGUUGCCAAAGCUACCAGGAGCUCAGAGAAGUCUCUGGCUUUGCUAAAGACAGUGAUCAUUGUUUUAAGCGUGUUCAUUGUCUGCUGGUCUCCUUUGUUCAUCCUUCUCUUGCUGGAUGUGAGGUGUGCAGUCAAGGCAUGCCCAAUCCUCCUCCAAACUGAAUAUUUCAUAGUACUGGCAGUCCUCAAUUCUGCUACAAACCCCAUCAUCUAUACGCUAACCAACAAGGAGAUGCGGAGGGCCUUUGUCAAGAUUAUGAGUUGCUGUAAGUGUCCCCCAACGGACUCUGGGGCCAAAGUCAAGAGGCCCAUCAUUGGAGGGAUAGAAUUCAGCCGAAGUAGGUCUGACAAUUCCUCUCAUCCACAGAAAGAUGAGGGUGACCCUCCAGAGACUCUGAUGUCUUCGGGUAAUGUCACCUCAUCCUCUUAGGAGCUUUCAGAAAGAGGAGGCAUGAGCCCCUUCAAGUCUGAAGCAUGGGGACGGCUCUGCUUGCUCGUCUCUAGCCAGAAACAGAAGGGCUACGGGAGAAGGUCUAGGUCGAAAGGGGGAAGUGAGGUGCCUACUAGGGUGCAGUUGAUAACUGCAUGGGACAGUUUGUGUGCUUUGAGAAUAUUUUCUCCCUGGAAGCUUGUUGGGUUUUGUCUUCACAUUGAGCAAGCUUAGGAUUGUCUUGAGAACUCAGUAACUGGCAGAUGGAAACCAACACCCGUUGAAUGAAAAGUGUGAGUAGGGGAAGAGAGGAGGUAUCUUCAAGUAUUUUUUUCCUCCAAGAUGAUUGUGAACUUCAAUGAUCCGUGAAAUAAAUGGUGGUGAAAUAAACAUAUUGAAUUAUGUGUGUCCCCCCUUACCUCACAGAAAGGGAUGCAAAUGUGCUAGUGUAUUCUGGGAUAUAUAAAGAGAACUUGAGGCUUUUGUGUCAAAAUUCACCAAGGCGCAAAUGACACUUUGGAGCAUAACUUUUUCUGUUGAAAGUCAACCUAGAAUUGGACACCAACAACUUCAGGAGGCGGAUUGAGGGUCACAGUAUCACACUUAACUGAAUCGGAGUUUAAUGGGACUGUAGUUGAGUAGGUGGGAUGUCUGGAGCUGCAGCAGAAGUGUCAUUUGAACCUUGACAUGGAACUGAUUUGAUAAACAUGCUAAAUUCAAGGUGUGUUUGUCACUGUCAGAAGCACCUCUGUAUAAAAAGUGCUGUACAAGGAUAUUUAUCUCAUCAGUCUUCACAAUAAUCCUAUGAUAUAGUUUUAGGCCAAGAGGUGGUGCCUCCAACACUUGGCAGUAGGCCUUCAUGGUUGAACAAAAGCAGGACUUUAGGCCUUUCUGCAGCCUAAGCCAGUCCUAUGUGUUCUACUAUGCUGCAUUCCAUAAUUUGUUCAAGUUUAAUUCCUCAAAGCCUGUAAGAAAUUUUCUCUGUGUGUGUUGAAUGUAAGUUGUUACAGCAACUGUCUGUGCAUAUGUGUGUGUAUAUAUCUCUUUUCUAACCUGAGUUACAGGUUGAAUGUGUAGAUGUUAACAAGGAUAGUGGCUGUGCUGUGGCUGUAGCAGUAUUCUUCAGCCUCCUCAGACCCUGGAACUCCCCUUAAAUCCCAACAUAUGUUAAAUAUGAUAAAUAAAUAAAUAACCUGCAGUGUGGGACCCAGCUGAAAUGUUCUGCAUAUGUCUGCCUUGCUGGACUAGGACCGGGGAGACCUGAGUUCAAAUCCCCAUUCAGCCAUGAAACUAGCUGGGUGACUCUGGGCCAGUCACAUUCCCUCAGCCUAACCUACUUCACAGGGUUGUUGUGAAGAGAAACCUAAGUAUGUAGUACACCGCUCUGGGCUCCUUGGAGGAAGAGCAGGAUAUAAAAUGUAAAAAAAAAAUAAAUCUAGUCAUGACUAGAUGCAAAGGAAGACAGUCGGGCUCUUGAACUUCUAGCAGUUGUGAAGGAGAGAGAAUUACUGCAGGUGCAGCCUGCUGUGAAAGGGUGAGAGGAAACUGUACCUACACAAACACUAAAGGCCUAGGAGCCCUUGUUCUCCUUUGCUUCUGACAAGGUCUCUUCCUCCAUUUCUAUUUGUUUCCUUUAUAUUCUUUUUAAAGCUAAAGAAAAUGGGGGUGGUAUCCACCUGGAUCCUGUCCUCCCCCACUUGAAGACUAGUGAUUUAAAGCAGUACUGUGGUAGCAAUGUGCAGGAUAGCGGAAACCAACUGAGUAAUGUAUAAAUAUAAUUGAAUUUAAGUGGUUUUUAUACGAUUCUUGUACUUAUUUAGUAUUUCCAGUGCAAUUCAUUUUUAAAAAAUAGUAUUUAAAAUGAUUUCUGACUUUGGUUGUACAAUUUUAAAUUUAUUGACCUCUAAACAUUAAUAAACGGUGGUUUUUGUACAUGU